Molecule: messenger RNA, 693 nt
Organism: Insectozyma verbasci
Lineage: Eukaryota; Fungi; Ascomycota; Pichiomycetes; Serinales; Debaryomycetaceae
Source: the annotation of a GenBank genome assembly
AUGUCACGAUUAGAUUAUUUAUCAAAAUAUACUCAACCACCAAAAAAGAAAAAGAAGAAAAUCACUUCAUCAAAUAAACAAUCAAAUACAUCUAAUGUAGUUAUUGAAACUCCUAAACUCGAACUACCUCAAUCAUUACUUACAGAAGAGGAAGAAGAAGAAAAAGAAUUAGAAAUAGAUACUCCAGUUGUUAAAAUUAAAGAAAAUAAAGGAUUUAAAAGAAUAGAUGAUGGAACAAUAAUAAAACAAAAUGAAAAUAAACAACAAGAUAAUAAUACUAUAUUUCGUGAUAAAUUUGGUAAAGUGAUUGAUAUACAAGAAUAUAAAAAAGAACAAGAAGAGAAAAACAAGGUUAAAGAAGAAGAAAAUAAAGUUGUUGAAAUUCGAUCAACAAAUGAUCAAAUUCAAUUUCAAGAAUCACAAAAAUUCAAAAAUAAUUUAGAUAAAAAUUAUGAAGAUCCAUUAAAUACCUUCAAGAAUGAAAAUAAACAACAAUCUAAUACGAAUAAAGAUUGGUUAAUAUAUAAUGAAGGAAUAAUACCAAUAAAUAGAUUUAACAUACCAAGUGGUAUAUUAUGGGAUGGUAUAAUAAGAAGUAAUGGAUUUGAACAACUAUAUAUAAGACAAUUGAAUGAGAGUAUAAGUAUAAAACAAAGUAUGAAACAAGAUGAUUAUGAAUAUGAUGAUUAUUGA